UUACAAAGUCAACGCGACGUCGCAAUGAUUUCAGAAAUGAUCCACUCGGCAUCCCUGGUACACGAUGAUGUCAUCGACCAGAGCGACUGCAGGCGGGGAAAACCCUCAGUGAACGUGCUGUGGAAUCAUAAAAAGGUUGCAAUGGCAGGAGACUUUAUAUUGGCAGUCGCCUCGAUGAUGAUUGCAAAAUUAAGAAAUGAUGACGUAACACUUGUGUUGAGUCAGGUAAUUACGGAUUUGGUACAAGGUGAAUUUAUGCAACUGGGAUCAAAGGAAACUGAAAACGAACGAUUUGCACACUACCUCACAAAAACGUACAGGAAAACAGCAUCUCUGAUAGCCAAUAGCGUCAAAGCGGUUGCCAUGUUGGGUGGUGCAGACCAGGAAACCUGUGAAGCAGCCUACCAGUAUGGAAGAAAUGUUGGUCUGGCCUUUCAAUUGGUGGACGAUCUCCUGGAUUUUGUCUCCAGUUCGGAUGCCAUGGGCAAACCUGUGGCAGCAGACCUGAAAUUAGGAUUGGCAACCGCCCCUGUACUAUUUGCAUGCGAAAGGUUUCCAGAGCUGAAUCCGAUGAUAAUGCGCCGCUUCCAGGAACCAGGAGACUUCGAGCGCGCCUUCGAAUUAGUCCACAAAUCCAAUGGCCUGGAGCAGACCAGGUUUCUGGCCAGGAAACACUGCGUCGAAGCCUGCAGACAAUUGGGAAAAUUGGCAGAUUCGCCUUACCAGAAGGCCCUGGGAGUGGUCAGCGAUCUGGUCAUCAAUCGUUUGAAAUAGUACAGGAGCUGGUGGCGGAGGAGCAGAGUGGUGAUGGUGGAGCUGAU
Ctenocephalides felis (cat flea) is the source of this 821-nucleotide messenger RNA. RefSeq names its product decaprenyl-diphosphate synthase subunit 1-like. The record is from RefSeq and is a predicted model, not a curated record. Gene Ontology annotation, molecular function: prenyltransferase activity. Lineage: Eukaryota; Metazoa; Arthropoda; Insecta; Siphonaptera; Pulicidae. Gene Ontology annotation, cellular component: transferase complex; mitochondrion. The transcript has 5 exons. Gene Ontology annotation, biological process: isoprenoid biosynthetic process; ubiquinone biosynthetic process. Bases 25 to 774 code for a protein of 249 amino acids.